AUGUGUGAAUCGAGUCUUUGUGUAUAUUGUGAACAAGAGACGGUGUUUUCCCGGUCUAAUUGGAAGUUCAACAAAACCAUAGCUUUCAGACACCAAUCGAUUCCAGAAAUCAAACGACAGGACUUUAAUGGAGUGGAAAAGAGGGACAAAUCGGGAUUAGUGGCUGAUCUGCAUAUAUUGGUUCAUAUGAUAGGAAUAGGGUCUCUACACGAGUCGAGUGGUGGUUACCUGCAUAAGAGGCACACCGACCACCUGAGCCCGACCAACAUCCCGGGCACCCGAGUCUAUCCAUACCCGGGCACCACUCAAGAGCCCGUCCGCAACUCAUACCAUCACUCGACCACCCAUUCGGCGCCCAUCUCUCAUCACUUGAGCUCAUUAUAUGGCAUCGGCGCCAAUAGCGGUCACUCGGCAGCCGCUGUGCCGCAAGUCUAUCGAGAGACCAAUUAUUCGGUCGAUAGACACGAGUUUUCGCCCAUAGAUAGGUAUAGAAACCGUAAUGAGACCAAUGAAUUACAUCACUCGAGUGGUGGCACUCACUCACACGUGCCGACCAGUAGUCACAGUCAGCCGCCUCUCGUACGAAGACGUCCAUCACUUCUGCCACACGUGCCGAACGAAUACAGUGUAUUGGGCGCUAACGCGGCCCUCAACUCAUCCUAUAUGAACCGAGAGAGGUAUGACUUAGCCUAUCGUUACGCAUCCUAUGAAAGCCAAACCAAGGGAUCAGGCCUUCAAUCGUCUCCAAUGUCUAUGACAUCCAAUACUGUGAGCCAACACACCGGUCCAUCGCCUUUACAUAUGGUUCACCAGGGAAUGCAUCUGCCUUUGGCUUAUCCCCAUCAGACACAAGCGAUUGUCUCGUCAGCACAUAUACCACAAUCGCAUACAAUGUCUAUAAUCCAAGACAUGACUGAUAUGAACGCCAAUAAGAGGCCGAGACUAGGAUUCGGUAACGACCAAAGGUCUUCACUCCAUCAGCCAUUACUUAUCGAUACCAGAGAUGUAGUGGAAGUAAAAAAGGAACCGGCGUAUACGCCACAAGUGGAGGCCAUAUCGCCGACACUACCCAAUGAUGAUAACCGGCAGGACUUGUCUCCAUUCAAGACAACAAAAGACGAGUUAUUGCAGAAUAUAAACAAAAUCGAUAGAGAAAUCAUGCAAACGGAAACACAACUCACGAAAUUACGUAAAAAACAGGAGCUAGAAUUGGUCACAAGUCAGCCGAGCGCUGAUAACCAAGAGCUUGAGGAGAGUUCGGGUCUGGAAUCACAGUUGAGUGUCGCACAAGUGAUAUAUUCAGACAAUAAAGCCAAAACACUCAAAACACACACACAAUUUGAUAAAUUGGGUCCCAUUAUUGAACUGCCCCUGUAUAACCAGCCCUCCGAUAGUCCCGUAUAUCAUGAAAAUAAACGCAAAUUUAUUAGUUUUAAGAAGAAAUUAAUUAUAUUUUUUAAGAAGAGAUAUCAAGAAAAACAAUUAAGAGAGCAUUACUUAACGGAUACAUACGAUAAGCUGAUGCUCUCGUGGCUCAAGAAAUUAGAGAAGAAGGAAACAAAUCCGCCUAAAAAGCAAAAGGACGUGAAAUUACGCGAAUAUUUUGAGAAACAAUUUCCCGAACUUAGGAAACAACGCGAAGACAAAGAAAGGUUUUCACGCGUUGGGCAACGCAUUAGAAGCGAUGCCGAACUCGAAGAGAUUAUGGAUGGCCUCCAGGAACAGGAGUUAGAGGAUAAGAAAAUGAGAAGUUAUGCAGUGAUUCCACCCAUUCUAAUGGAUUCGAGACAUAAAAGGCAUUGUUUUAUCAAUCGGAACGUCUCGACACCUGUAACGACCACAACCGCCACUACAGUUGCGGUCACUUCAGCGGUGAACACGAUUACGAGUACAACCAAUACGACUAGUUCUCCAGACAUGUCUAAAGUGUGUGAUUCAGCAAUUAGUGUGACGGAAGUGGCGCCCGAUGUGAAGCCGGACUCAAUAGUGAACGACAGUCCCAUAAAGUGUGAUAAUGUGAUAAAUAGUGUUAACAAUGCCAACAAUGAUGAGAAUAUAACACCCUGUGAUACCAUGUGUUGUCUCUGUCACACAAAAAUAGACAAUCCCUCGAAGUCAAGGCCUGUCACUCAAUCCAAUCUAAACGUGUAUAACAUAAGCGACGGUGCGUUCAAACAGGGAAUGCGUGUGUGUCUGGUCUGUCAUCACAAGAACGUGCGCCGCAAUUGUCCGCUGCCGUCGUGUAAGACUCCGCGUCGGAAAGUGAAACGAUUAAAGCCUUUCCCUCAACAGUGGUUUGAAUUAAGUGCCGAAAGUCGACAAACCUUUGCUAAUGAGCUCAAUAUUGCCGAUGAGGUGCGCACUGCGUGUCCGCGAUGUGUGAUGAGAGUGAGCCGACGUAUAGGUCUGAUCGCACCGUCCGAUCGGACAGACAUUAAUCAAAACAAUGAGUCUCCGACGAGUCGUCUUAGUUGUUGGACAGAGAGUGAGAUUGAGUUAUUGAAGCAAUCAAUUCGCGAAUUGGGUAGGAAUUGGUCGGCGAUCGCUAAUCAGAUCCGCACAAAGACUGACAGAGAAUGUCACGAUUUUUAUUCAAAAAAUAAAUAUUCUCAACAUUUAGACAAAAUUCUUAAAGAAUUUUUAGUAAAUUCGGGCAAAACAGUGAGAAAUGCCGACUCAGACUCCGAUGACUAUUGGAAUUGUAUGAGCGAAGGCGACAGCGAAGAGACUUCCAGCGCUGAAGAGGGCAAUGAUCGGUGCAAUAGCGAUACGGCCAGUGCCUCGAGUCCUAUCAGUAAGAUUCCCGACGAUAUUGACACCAAACUGUUGGCCGAGAAGACGGAUAACACCGUCUGUUCGACAACUAAUCAUAAUUUUCGCGAAGAUUUUACUAAACUUCAAGACUACAAAGUGUUGAGCGCAUCGCAAACGAGUCUUAAAAGUGAUUACGACAGCAGCGCCACAAUGAGCGCCGAUGAGGGACAGGGGAACGGAGACAACGACCGCCUGUCGUCCUCACCCGCUGUAAUACUGCCGCCAAGAGCUAACUCAGCGAUGCCGGCAUUCCCGCCGUCCAACAUAUACUUCCACAACCAGCCCAUCGAUAAACACGUCCGACCGGCCAGUCAUGACGCGGCCUUCGCCAUAGACAUGAUGAGGAAGUCUUCGCACUCGCCGUCCGUUUUGCGAACAACGGAAGCGCCGAGUAAUCUAAACACUAAUAUAAACCCUCUAAACCCUCGCCAAAAAGUACCCCCUUUUCUCAUUAACCCGAACGCACCCUCGACUCAGCCAUCAGUGAACCCGUCGCACGUCAAUACCGCGUCCAAUAAGGAAGAGCCCACUUGUGUCCGAGAUUUGAUAUAUCAGGCCAUAGAAAUGAGUCUUCAAACACCUAUUAAGACAAUGCGUCCCAAUUCACAGCAAAUGGUCAACAAUGAGAUCAAUAAAAUGGAUCCAAACGAUGCCAUCACAUCCUCUUUGUAUUCGUUGCCUAACAUUAAACGAGAAAAUUUAUUGGAUAUAUCGAAGAAUGAUAUGAAUAGAGAGAGUCCGUCGCGUAUUAUGUAUAAGAAUGCGGACAUUCAACGUCCUGAAGGGUUGGCAAUGAUGGCCUCGUAUUCCCAACAUUUGAGCCCAUCUUCAGGUCAUUCAACACAUCCAUACGUUAUGGUCGAACCCGACGAAUACGAAGUGCAAGACCUGAGCGCCAAAAAGGAGCGACGGAUUGAUAACUAUAGUCCACGAAAUUAUAGCCCAUCGAUGAAGGAUAAAAUGAUGGCUCAUCGCAAUGAAUACCCGUACGGCUUAAUACCGACCGCACAUUCCAACCCCAAUCGUGGCUCCACUCCAGUCACCGAACCUAAUGUUGACAUUAAAGACAAUUACAAUCUGAUGAAACACAUGGACUCUUCCGGGCGUCUAAUGAAUUCAAAUUAUCAGCAAAACGAGAGAAUCCAUUCGCAAGACAUGAAACACUCGAGAGCUUCUCCAUUGAGUCGUCCGCUAAAUAAAAUGCCGGUCACUAAAGGCAGUCCCGUUCCUCCGCCGCCCCCUUUGAUAACAUCCGGUAAACCAAAUCAAUCGUAUUCCCAAUUAUCGCCCAAACCGUACAGAGAAAAACUGGUUCCUGUGUCCACUGCCAGCGGUGGAUCCAUCACUCAGGGAACGCCUGGAAUACCACCAAAUAGUUAUGGUUACCCUCCCAAUCGAUAUGAAGGACUUUUGCGACAAAUCCCACCGACGGGUGUUCACAAAGAAGGCGGUUCCAUAACAUUGGGAACCCCUCUAAUGGGUGGCGCAACCAAUAUGCCUAUCGAUCACAGAAGGAAAGCCGAAUUAAUGGCCGCCGACUCCAAUAGGGCUCAAGCGAUGGCCCGCAAUAACCCGAUGUAUGAGCAAAAUAUGGAGCAAUACUAUCGCCGAUCGUCACCGCCGGGCACUCACUCUCAUCCCUAUUCACCAGCUUUUCAAACCUCAGACUUUGCAAAGAUGGCUAAACCAGUGUUUCAUAAAGAGGCACAACUCAGUACAAAUCAAAUUAUGAUUGAUUUCAAUACAUCCAAACAAAUGCUAACCAGACGUGGAAGCAAUUCAAGCGACAAAGAUAUUGUCGUCACCUCUGCUCCGAUUCACAGUCACACCCAUUCGGCUCCUAUGGACUCGCGUUCCACUCAUAGCAAUGAACACAAGAAUUCUUCGCAAAAUAGACAAACAAACUCUUAUCCGAAUUACAGUCAGAACACAUCCAAUUCUUCCUCUUCUGCCCCGAUAUAUCCCGAUCGAGUGCCUCAACGCGAAAGUCAACCACCAAUGAUGACCUCAUCUGACCCUCAUAUGAGCCACUGGUCGGUCAGGCAUUCAUCAAUGGGCGCUCAAAGUCCUAAUUAUAACCGUCAAAAUGUGAUACAGCAUUGGAACGCCUCUAACACUAAACAAUCUGUUAUACAAACACCAAAAUCUAGUUCCCCUCGAGAUUACAGAACCGAAGUGAUCAGUCCUGUGGCUAAUCCAGCGAUGAGAACAUCGGUGUCUCCUCAGGUGCCGAUGACGUCAUCGCUGUUUAGCCACCAACACGUGGACGCCUUCACAACUCUGGUCAAUGCGGCGGCCGCUCAACAAAGCCUCGCCGUUCCGUCGAUGGAACGACGGCCCGGUUCUGUCUCGCGAACCGAUCAAUUGAUCCGUUCGAGUAUCAAACCGAGUGCCGAAGGGUUGGAAAAGUCUUUGAUUGAGAACUUUCACGGAAGGCCUCCACGAAAUUAUUUAGAAAACGAUUUGAAUAAAUCAGACGACAAAAUGAGACAAUUGUCGCACGAAAAUGAUUACAAAAUGUUUCCGGGAAACCGACCGCCGAUUAACGACUACAUGUAUUUAGACCAACGAAGAAGAUAUGAGUUGGAUUUGGCAGACAUGGAGAGACACGGAUAUAACCGAUCGAUGGCCGAACAUCCGGGCCAUUCUGUAUCGCAACCGAGUCUUCGUUUCUCUCGCGAGCCGUUCACUAAAGAGCAGUUUGAGAAAGAGUUCGUACAGCAGACCAGCGAACCCAAUAGGGAUCCAGGAAUUCGACUUAAAACCGAAGACUUAGAGCCCACUCCUGAGAUGAGACACUCCCUACCAGUGGUCAGACCGCCGAUGACUGAAUUGGAUAACGAGGCGUCCAAACUAUUCUCCCAAUCAUUUCAAAAGGACAACCAAAAGGCGAACUCUUCUCGCGGACAGUUUACGGCCGCUAACUUAAUUGACGCCAUUAUCACCCAUCAGAUCAAUUCAUCCACUGAAGGAGCGAACGCCAAAAACAAUGGAAAUGUUGUCAAUAACACACCCGUUAGUGAAGCGCCGCCGACCGGAAUCGUCGACUCACUGUUUGCGAGAUAUAGAAAUUCAGAGAAACACAUCUCUUCUCAAUAUCCCAAUCGCGAGGAAGUGGUGACAAUAGCUGACAGUCCGUCGCCAGACAAAGGACACCAUUUGAAUGAGAAACUAAUGCCGGGAAUGAACGCUAUGAACGCUGGCGUCACACCAUCUGAUUAUUCCUCAAAAGGCAUUACAUUAGGCGAACACAUCGAUACACUUAUAUCCAAGAAUUAUACGAAUGACGGGCGAACUCAAGUCAAUCCACACCAACCAAUAGAUACUAGAAGUAGUCCAUCCGUUUACGGAAUGCCUUCAAUUUCUAUAGAACCGCCUCGAAGUUCGCUACUGCCUGUUGUGUCCACUUCGUCACCAGUUCUGGAGGGCAUCGCAGCGGCCGCCGUCUCCAACGCCCCCUCAGAUGCCAACAAUGCUGUCAAUCAUUCGCCGCCGCAUUCGAGUUGGAAACUCAGGAAAGCCUUACAACAGGACAAAGACGCCAAAGAGACAGAUGAGCGACAGAUCGUUCGUAUCGUACAAAAUGUCUCUCCAAAAGAGAAAUCAGUGUAUCCGUCGCCGACACCAAUCAAAUCAAUCUCUCCAGCGCUCAGCCAUUACAACGUUGAGCCCAUUUCGCCGCCGACCUCACACUCGACCGAUAAUAAUAGUCCGCAUUUGACGUCGACUUACAAUCCAAUGCAAACGACAUGGACGCCCACUACUGGUGUUCAGACGAGUUCAAUAUCCAGUCGUCAUUUCUAUACCGCCGACAGUUCUAACGUUUCUAAUUCGCCGAAUCUCUUGAAACCAAUGCAUCAAACGGUGUCCACUUCUAAUCAAUUGAAUGUCAACUCGAAUCGUGCGAAUCAACCGCAGAUCGGUUUGUCUCCAAUCAUUUCGGAUUACGUGAAGAACAGAAUUGUUGAGGUAAUGAAGAAUACAAGGGAUGAAAGUGUCGACGAUUCUGUUAAACGCGUUAAUAAUGAUAUGUAUUCACAACAACACGAGAAGAGAGCCAAAGAGGACAGUGAGCCCAAGCUAUCCAACGAUUCCAAUGAUAGAGUUGUGUCCAUUGAUUCCACAAUGAAUAUCAAUGAAACUAUUAGUCAUAUAAGCCGUGAAAUAUCGAAAUCUCCGGCAGUUAUUGACACUUCAAUACCAGUUUCCGCCGCCUCUUCAGCCCCGGAGUCGAUCUCUUCGUCGAAUUCUCAUAAUAUUGUCAGCAAUGAAAGCGAGUCAUCAGAAGGAACGCCAGCGAAACGUAUGAAAAUCUCGAGUGAACAGCAAUUGACUGAUUGUGGAAAAGUCGAAACCACUUCUGACACUAAAGCCGACGAUUCCAUGUCGUGCGACAAAACCGCAUCUUCGGACAGGGGAUCAAUUGAUUCCGAAUCAAUCAUUAGUCAAACAUCUACUCAAAUGCCCGUCAAUUCAAAUGAAACUCAAUCGACAGAAAACGAGCCGAAAGUUUCAUCCGAAAUGAUUAAUAAGCCGACGACUUGUGAACAGUCCAACUGUGAAGUGAGUUCUGCGCCGUCAGCUCACGACACGAAUGCCGGUAAACCGGAUCCGAAGCACAUAUACCCCGAUAGUCCCAAUUCUCCCGGAGAAAUGGUUAUCGACGAAUCCGAUCACAAUUUGUGCUCCUCUUCGCCGCCCAUCGAUAAAACCCACGGCGAGAGUCCGCCCACUUCUAACACCACAUCCACACAACAGAGUCUCAUAUCGACUACAGGUGUUGUGAAAAGCGAUUCGCCGAACGGCGCCACCAAUUCUUCGGCCAUCUGUUCGACGAGCACUUCUGGCGAUCAAAAUCAAAGCGAAUCAGUUUCGUCGUCAGUCAUUGAGACGAAAAGCAGAUUCGCCGAAGUGAGCGCUCCGACCAGUUCUGCUCCGUUUGCUGUCAAAGACUCGCCAGCUUUGGCAGCAUUGAUGACCAAUUCAGUAACGCCUCCACUCGUUGCCACCCAUUCUGACGCAUAUAAAGCGGUCAACACUGCGGCCAACAAUGUCUCGAGUUCUGCCCUUCCGAGCGCCGAAUCCAACACUAAUGCGGGCGACUCUACCACCAAAUGCUCGGCCAACACUUCCGGAGUUUCGUCUUCGAUUAGUACGAGUGGAGAAUCGGUGACCAAAAGUAGUUCCCAAAGCACUGGAAGCGCGUCGAUCCAGUCUUCGGCCAUCAGUGGCAGUGGGACGCCAUCGAGCACUACAACCAGCCAUCUCUUGGCCCCACAAUACGAGCCCCUUUCAGACGAUGAAUACGAUUCGCCGAACGGCGCCACCAAUUCUUCGGCCAUCUGUUCGACGAGCACUUCUGGCGAUCAAAAUCAAAGCGAAUCAGUUUCGUCGUCAGUCAUUGAGACGAAAAGCAGAUUCGCUGAAGUGAGCGCUCCGACCAGUUCUGCUCCGUUUGCUGUCAAAGACUCGCCAGCUUUGGCAGCAUUGAUGACCAAUUCAGUAACGCCUCCACUCGUUGCCACUCAUUCUGACGCAUACAAAGUGGUCAACACUGCGGCCAACAAUGUCUCGAGUUCUGCCCUUCCGAGCGCCGAAUCCAACACUAAUGCGGGCGACUCUACCACCAAAUGUUCGGCCAACACUUCCGGAGUUUCGUCUUCGAUUAGUACGAGUGGAGAAUCGGUGACCAAAAGUAGUUCUCAAAGCACUGGUAGCGCGUCGAUCCAGUCUUCGGCCAUCAGUGGCAGUGGGACGCCAUCGAGCACUACAACCAGCCAUCUCUUGGCCCCACAAUACGAGCCCCUUUCAGACGAUGAAUAG
Messenger RNA from Medioppia subpectinata, 8637 nucleotides. The record is from the annotation of a GenBank genome assembly. NCBI's taxonomy places the organism in Eukaryota, Metazoa, Arthropoda, Arachnida, Sarcoptiformes, Oppiidae.